Molecule: messenger RNA, 2788 nt
Organism: Acipenser ruthenus (sterlet)
Lineage: Eukaryota; Metazoa; Chordata; Actinopteri; Acipenseriformes; Acipenseridae
Product: SH3 and cysteine-rich domain-containing protein 2-like
Exons: 11
Coding region: 675-1793 (372 amino acids)
Biological process (GO): positive regulation of voltage-gated calcium channel activity; positive regulation of protein localization to plasma membrane; skeletal muscle contraction
Cellular component (GO): extrinsic component of cytoplasmic side of plasma membrane
Molecular function (GO): protein binding
Source: RefSeq, a predicted model, not a curated record
UCUACCUGUGCUCCGAACACCGCCUCCCUACUCUGACGUCCGUCGGCUCAGCCAGUCACACGCGAGCCUUGUGUAAUCAGAGGGACCGAUGUUCCAAUCGGAGCGCACCGGGGGCGCGGCCUCAAACUUAGAGCGAAGGUACGCAUGCUGCUGCAGAACCACUGCUGAGCUACAACAGCGCGCGGCACCUAGACGGGAUUCGGGGCAAAAUUCAAAUCAAUCGCGCUUCCAAUACUGCAACCUGCACCAGCGGCGCAAUAAAUAGGGAAUACUGUCAGAAAAAAAAGAUUGCGCUAGGGACCAUAUUUAUUAAUCAAACAGCUAGCUUGUCUUGCUCUAUAUUCUCAUUGUAAAAAGUCCAUGUGAUGCUAUUUUUAUUGGCGUAUUUAAUGAAUAUAUGCCAUAUCUAUAAACCAGCAGAUAUCUGCAGCAUGCAGUAUUUACUGAAAGCACUCGUCUUGCCAGGUUUAGUCGCAUUACAAUAAAUAUUUUAUUCUUUAUUUAAUUGUAUAAUAUAAUUAAGUAUCCGUGCUUUAACAUUAUAUAUAUAAGCUCGCGUUCUGUGACCGGUUUCCCUGGGAAUAAACGUCCCAGCCUGCCUGCUCCGCAAGUCUCCUCACCCACCGCCGGGUGGUCACCGAGGGACACCAGCGCCGGGGCCCAUUCCUGAAGGAAUGACGGAAAACAGCGAGAAGGAAAAUGAGCCUCAGAAGGUCCAGCGCUCCCCGGGGACCGUUUCCAUACAGCCCGUGUCUAAGUUACAGAGGCUGAAGCGCUCGCUCUCCUUCAAGACCAUGAGCCGCAGUCGGAGCAUUGAGAACUUCUUCCAGCGUUCCAACAGCGAGAUCCGUCUCCCCGUUGACCUCAUCACGGCCCCGCCCCUUCCACCGCCCCCAGCUCCCAGCCCUGCACUCUCCUCCAAGACCCCCACUCAGCUCCGCCCCCUUCACAUGCACUGCUUCCAGAAGCACGUGUUCCGAAAGCCCACCCACUGCCAGCUCUGCAAGCACAUGAUCGUGGGGAUCUCCAAGCAGGGGGCACGCUGUGAAGCCUGCAAGCUUGGCGCCCACUUGUGGUGUUCAUCGGAACUGUUGCAGCAGCAAUGCAAUGGCAAGUCGGGGGCGUUAAAGUGGAACUCCAGCUCCCCCCUCCUGGUGAAUGACCAGCUGGGUGUGAUGAAGGAGGCCCCUCUCCCUGCAGAGAAGGCCCGUGUGGACCCUGUGUACGAGACUCUGCGCUACGGGACCUCCCUCGCUCAGCUGGGCCGCUCCAGCUUCGACAGCAUCUCCGAGUCGCCCAUCAGGAGCGUGAAUCAGCGGGACGAGGGUGGGGAGGAGAGCCUGCGGAGCGGAGAGGAGGAGACGGGGAGCCAGGAACGCGAGAAGGCCGUGUCAGAGGACAGAGUCAGCUUGAAGAACCCCUGCAGACUCGAAAGACCUCCAAAACACUCCUACGUGGCGCUCUACAAAUUCCUCCCGCAAGAAGUGAAAGACCUGGAGCUGCAGCCGGGUGACAGGCUGCAGGUGACAGACGACUCCAAUGAAGACUGGUGGAAGGGUAAGAGCGCAGAGAAGGUUGGCUUCUUCCCAGUGAACUUCGUGCAGAGAGUGCGGCCGGGUGAGAGGGUGUGGAGAGCCAGCCACUCCUAUCAGGGCAGGAGAGAUCUGGGGCAGAUGAGUGUGAAAGAGUGCCAGAUCUGCGUUGGGAAGGGCGAGGACAGGGAAGGCUUUCUGAAGGUGAGCAGCGGUAAGAAGAGGGGUCUGGUACCCACAGACUUGCUGGAGGAGAUCUGAGCCGCACCGCCAAACCAAACUGCACCCUCAACACCAACAGUGCACUACCUCCCCCGCACCCUGCACCCCACAACUGUACCAUUACUGGAGCUACAAGAGACCAGAGGGGGCUGAACCCCUAAACUGACCAGCACCCCAACACCGGAAUCACUGAGCUGCACCAGAACCUUUCCAAUCUCACAAACCCAGACGGGCAUUGCAGAGGAGCCCUUUGGACAACUUGCACCACUUUCUUUACCUUUUUAAUUUGCACAAAGAAAUUAAUUCUGUUCCCUUUCUCAUCACUGCGGCAAUCGAUCAGGGCAAAAAAUGUGUGUAAUGAAGCACAGUGAAAGCAUGGUGAAGCAUAGCUAAGAACUGUAAAGCACAGAGAGGUAUGGUAAAGCAUAGGGAAGCAUUGUAAAGCAAAGAGAGGCUGCCAAAAUGACAGAUUUGGUCACGUGUCUCUCUGUCCUUCACCAGGGAGAGUUUAUUUAAAACACACAGAGGCUUUCCUAGGGCUGUUAAUAUAGUCUGUGAAUAAAGCUUGGGUCCAUGUUUUGUGAAAAUAAUUCGCAGGGCAUGACCUGUUUAGGGGAGCUUGCUCUCUUUCCCUCCCCAUCCUCUCCUCCUCCUCUUUCUGGUUAUAAAAAGAGCUUCUUGUUAUCCCACAGCCAGGUCUGCUGGCUCUUGCACAAUAAUUAGUUUGGUGAUUUCACCUUUUUCUUCUGUAAAUAAUGAAAAAAACAUAUAAAACUCUGUUAAAAAAUAAAUAAAUAACCGGACGGUGCACCGGACGGCAUAUAAAACUCUGUUAAAAAAUAAAUAAAUAAAUAAAUAAAUAUAUAUUAUUUGUUUAUUUAGCAGAUGCCAUUAUCCAAGGCGACUUACAGAGACUAGGGUGUGUAAACUGUGCAUCAGCUGCAGAGUCACUUACAACAACAAGGAGGUUCAGUGACUUGCUCAGGGUCACACAGAGUGCGCUGGGAUUUGAACCAAGCCCUUUUCUUUAAUUA